This is a messenger RNA of Paramormyrops kingsleyae, 6719 nucleotides long. RefSeq names its product G protein-coupled receptor 173 (gene gpr173). The record is from RefSeq and is a predicted model, not a curated record. Gene Ontology annotation, biological process: G protein-coupled receptor signaling pathway. Gene Ontology annotation, molecular function: G protein-coupled receptor activity. Lineage: Eukaryota; Metazoa; Chordata; Actinopteri; Osteoglossiformes; Mormyridae. Gene Ontology annotation, cellular component: plasma membrane.
ACUUAUGAUUAUCUUAUCCUCCGCCGAAAACUCCCGAAUAUAGCCUUACAGUUUCCGACGUCAGCCGAGAAUAACGGAUGCAAAACGCAGACAGGAGACACUGUUUCCAAUUCACCAUUACAAACAGCCAUUUCUUUUUGAUGAUUUUUCCCCCAGUUUUUCCUUAUGUAUUAAGAACAACCACGCUGGAUUCUAAACUUGUAUGCAAUAUAUCUGCACUUAUCCCACACCGAGGCGAUAAUUUUUUAUUUUUUUUUGCAAAACACAAAAACCAAGCGCAGGCUAUUUAAAUAUAGGGCGCCUACAGGCACUGUGUACAUAUCUUCACAUAGGAUGAGUGUACUGCAUGUUCAAGACAAAUACAACUGGAUACGCUUGAAGAUGUAACCACCAUUAAAGGGGAUGACCGUCUCAUGAUUUUGAAAACGAAUGUCAUCGAUUUUUAUUAAUAGCCACUUAAACUGGCCUGGAACUGAAUUCGCCGCCUUUGUCUCGACGAGAAGCACAAAAUCAGGUUCUAGGACAAGGAGGCGAAGUGAAAGCUGUUAACGGGGUCUGUGAACAAUGGGCCAGUGCGGAAUGGGGUUCCACGGUCUCCUGUGAGUACCAGACGAGAGGCAGCCACGAGGACGGACGAGGGGGCAGCCAGAGGAGGGGGAGGGGGAGGGGCAGGAGGAGCAGUGGCCAGCAGGGGACAGACAGGAGUGUCUAAGAAGUACGAGGGAUGGCCAAUGGGAAUGAGAGCAGCGAAGGGCCCAGCAUCCCCCUGGCGGCAGCUGUGGCAGCAGGAGGAGUGGCAGGUGGAAGCUCCUCAUCACCCGUGUCCACCUACGCAAAGCUGGUGCUGCUGGGCCUGAUCAUCUGCAUCAGCCUGGUGGGAAACCUGGUGGUCUCCCUGCUCGUCCUGCGUGACAGAGCCUUGCACAAGGCGCCCUACUACUUCCUGCUAGACCUCUGCCUGGCAGACACCAUCCGCUCAGCCGUCUGCUUCCCCUUCGUCCUGGUGUCCAUCAAGAACGGCUCCGCCUGGACCUACAGCGUGCUGAGCUGCAAGGUGGUGGCCUUCAUGGCCGUGCUCUUCUGCUUCCACGCCGCCUUCAUGCUCUUCUGCAUCAGCGUCACGCGCUAUAUGGCCAUCGCGCACCACCGCUUCUAUUCCAAGCGCAUGACCUUCUGGACCUGCGUGGCCGUGGUCUGCAUGGUGUGGACCCUGUCCGUCGCCAUGGCGUUUCCGCCCGUCUUUGACGUGGGCACCUACAAGUUCAUCCGAGAAGAGGACCAGUGUAUCUUCGAGCACCGCUACUUCAAAGCCAAUGACACGCUGGGCUUCAUGCUGAUGCUGGCCGUGCUAAUCCUGGCCACCCACGUAGUCUACAUGAAGCUCCUCCUCUUCGAGUACAAGCACCGCAAGAUGAAGCCCAUUCAGAUGGUGCCAGCCAUCAGCCAGAACUGGACCUUUCAUGGGCCAGGCGCCACUGGCCAGGCAGCAGCAAACUGGAUAGCUGGAUUUGGCCGCGGCCCCAUGCCGCCAACUCUGCUGGGCAUCCGGCAAAACCUGCACAACCAGAACCGGCGCCUGUUGGGCAUGGAGGAGUUCAAGGCGGAAAAGCGGCUGGGCAGGAUGUUCUAUGUGAUCACUCUGUUCUUCUUGGUGCUCUGGUCCCCUUACAUAGUGGCCUGCUACUGGCGUGUCUUUGUGAAAGCCUGCACCAUUCCUCACCGGUACCUCUCCACCACUGUCUGGAUGAGCUUUGCCCAGGCCGGGGUCAAUCCCAUCAUCUGCUUCUUCCUGAACAAGGACCUGAAAAAGGGGCUGCUGGCUCACCUGCCUCCCUGCUGUAGGACUACACCUCAGCUGCCCCGUGAGCCUUAUUGUGUCAUGUGAAAGGAGAGGGAGGGGGAGGGGCUGACAGCAGGGCAGGCAGCAAAGGCACGAACAGCCUGAGGGACCACAUGAGUUUGUUGUGGCCUUUGAUUCAGUGCAAGAUGCAUUAAAGGUUGGGUGUAGAGAGAAGAAAGCAGAGGAUUUCUACUAUAUUUUAAUUUCUCUCUAUUAGAGGAGAAGUUUUCUUAUGUCCAGUUCUAAAAGGAACACAUCCAGUUUUAAAAUGCAUACAAGAAGUCCAAUUUGAGGAUUAUGUCAGGCCAGAGGUGUCACACAAGGACAACAACUGCAAAGCUGUUAUUGUCUUGGAGGUAACUGUUAUUGCUACAUUAAUUAUGCUUUUGCAGGUUUAACAAGCAGGUCAUCCAGCAGAAAUGCCUUUACAGGUAUUCUAAAGAUGUUUGGUCUCAACAAAGACUGCUUUAUAUAAUAAUCUAAGACAUAUUCCAAACACUCAAUACUUCUGGAGAACUACUUAGUUCAGGAACCAAAUUUAAUGCAUGUAUAUAAUCUAAGCUUUGAUGUGAAAUGAAUGUAAAAUUUAUGGAAAAGUUAAAAAUUAGACUUAUUCCGAUCCCAGGGGGUAAUUUUCUCUCCAAGACACAGUGCACCUUUGGCAGAGUUGGGCCUCAAUCUGGGCCUGCUGAAAUGCUGAGCGAGAUUUCAGUCCAGCCGGUAUCCCAAUUCUCAAGCAGACACAGGUACUGAUUGGCUGCCUGAGCUGUUUCCUCUGCUCUCUCACAGACAAAGUCACAUGAUUCACGCUGGACAUCCACAGUGAUGGUGCAGCCUCAGUUUUCCUCAUCUGCGUGAAUCAAAGGCAGCACUAACACGGUCAAGGUGAAAUAUAUUUAUGUAUAUUUCCAAGUUUCUGUAAAUUAUAGCAUAUUCGGGUAUUCUAUUGCCUUGCCUGGCUUUAAGGUCCUCUUUGAUUAUGAUAAAUUAUUAUUAUUGAUGUGUUUAUUUAUCUUAAACUUAUUUAUAGGUUGGUUUGACAAACGUAAAGGUACUUAAGUCCUUUGUUGCACAUUCUGACCUUUUCAUGUCCUUUAAAAGCUGUAUUCCAAUAAGAAGUACACUGGAUUAAAUGGUAAAUUCAUGAGAGUGAAACAUGAGAAUACUGUGCAAAUACAUUGGACACUGUACACAAGGGCUUUUACAGCACACGAAUAAUUUAGCAGAAGACCUGAAUUGUUCUGUUCAGAUUUUUCAGACAAAUGAGGGAGGAACAUAUGUUGAGAAAUGGAUUUAAAGAUGGAAUUUAAAGACUGGUUACCUGGCAAUAGAAAUGAGCGGAAACCUAAAUCCUUGCGAUAAGACACAUAAUAAUCACAAACUUGUUGAAAGUAAAGAAAAAGGAAUUUUAUAUUAAAACAAAAAAGCUGAGCCAUAUUAAUGACAGCUCAGUCUCUGUUUUUGGUAUGACCUAACCAAUGCUUUCAAUUCAUGAAAUAUGGUACAACACAUUAGUACAGAGGCGUCAUCUUCACAACUGAUGUUCCUGCCUCAGCCGUAAUCAAAGGAGGGGCUUAUUGUUCUAUUUCAAUGAACUGCAAUUGUCAAACAACAGGAGAAAAAAAAGUGAGGGCAAAAAUAAAAAAAGGCUCUAGUGAAUCAGUUCACACAAUUUGUUGUGUUACUUAUCGCCUAACUGUUUCGUUGCUUUAGUCAGCGUUGCAGACUAAAUGAAAGGUGUGACAUACAGCAGUGAAAGAAUGAUGACUUAUAAUGUAAAUCAGCCACGAGGGACAAAAGUAGCUCAUUUCUAGCCUGGUAACUUUCUUUGUGACUUUCUGACAAAAGGUCAUGAUGGAUGACAGAUUAGGACAUAUGACACAAAAGGGCCACGGCACCUGGAAGCAGGCCAUAGUGAACAGUGCAGGUUCGAAAGGCGAUGAGCACUCAGACACAGGCAUUAAAAACGUAAUUACAUCCAUCCACCUUCUAACCUACUGUCAGUGUCACACGGCACACACAUGCAAAACUGAUAUAUGCAUUUAGUAGAGAACUAUUUCAGUCUGAAGGCUGGCACUGCUGUUAAGCAGUAAUGGGAUGCCAGGUCGAAAAUGUCAUUUACUAAAGAAGAACAAUUUUGAUACCGGACAUGGUCACCCUGUAAUGUCAGCAACUUGCAGGAGUGAUGGAACGUGAAACGUUUCAUAUUUUGAGUCAUUUCUGCUGGGAGGAGUUUUUUUUUAUAUAACAAUGAGUGAAAAAAGAACAGUCGUCUCUACUAAUCAAACAAUGAAUGGUGAAUUUUGGUAGAAAAGAAUACCAGUGUAUUUUAAAUACAUGAUUAGUUGAUUAUAUCAAACGAGAUAUAAAAAAACAUAAAAUACAUAUACUGGUAAAGGAAGUAGGGAGUAAUACCUAUUUACCUAAGAUAAUACCAGAUUAAUUUGUUUAUUUAUUUAUUGGCUAGAAUGAGAAAAUAAAAUAAACAAAACACAUGGUAACAGUUAAUGAUCCAAGACUGUUUGUAAUGGCCUUAUAUUGUGCAGUGUCAGAUGGGGUACAUAAUUAUACAGAUACAAUUUGUUUUUGUGUGCCUGUUUUUUCCCCUGAUAUCCAGAAAUGAUAAAAGAAAACCAGUGGAGAAAAUUGCCUAUUGGAGGAUGCAUCUUCUACCUUUGCUCAUACAGAGAGGAGUAACAACCCCCUCUAUCCACCAGGAAUUGAGUAAAAAAAAAACACACCGAAGAGGAGCUAAAAUACAAAAAAAACAUUUUGGCAAAUGCGACAAGUGGACAAUUUUGCACAUUGAGGAGAAGAGACCAGAAUAGGGAGCUGAUGCUCUUGAGGAUUUAACAACGGGAAAUGAUUCGUGUGGAUUUCUUGCAGAGACUUUUACUCAUUCUGGGGGGUUGUGUGGGUUUGGGAUGAGGAGAUGCGGAGUAGUAAUGAAGCGGAUCACAAAGUGGAUGGGGGGGUAGAGAACAGCUUUUUUUAUUGAUCAUAAAUGCCUGUUCUGACUUUUUGAGUUUCAUCAGGCAUACUAUCUUUUGUAAAUUAACUGUGACCGCUGUACUAUCCAAUGUGUAUAAUAUGGACAAUGGAGUAUCUUUUGGGGUGGGGUUCUUGGUCAGAUUUAUACCACGCAUGUCUGUGUGUAUGUGUGUGAUUGUGAGCGACAGAUGAUUGGCUAAGAGGGAGGGUCAUUCCACAUAUCUGAAAAGAAAAAUGGCCACAUACCCUAGAGCUUUGUUUUAAAAAUGUUGACUCCUGUUAAUGCUUUGCUCAGUCUCUCUUGGACUCUGUACAAAAGAUGUACAGAAGCAACGCUGUGCGUCAAGUCAUCUUAAGCUUGCUCUAACUGGACAGUAGUGUUUAAUCCCAAAUUAAAUCCAAUUUCAGAAUGCUGGAUUUCCAAAGAAUUUUGAAUUGAGACAUCCCAGUAUCCAUUAGCAGAUUAAUAAAUGGAUGAUAAACUAAAACCUAUAGCAAAUAAGAAUGAAUUGCUGCCCAAACAACAUCUAAGCUAUGGGUGACUAUGGGAAACUAAGAUAUCAGACUUGCUGUAUAGAUGGUUUUAAAUACAAGUAAGCCGAAACUAAGAACAUCAACUGAAGGUGGACUUUGCUGGUGUCUGCAUUAGUAGCAGUUAAAACUUGUGGGUGGUUGGUUUCAGCCCUUUUAUAUUUUACGAGUUUUCACUUUUCAACUCCACUAAAAUGUUGUUUUCUGUAAGAAGUCCCCAGUUGCCCAACACUGACAGUUUGUUACUUUUGUCACCACGAGUUUCCUAUUGAACUAGUAUAACGUUGGGUGACACCUUAAUCACUUUUUUUCCCCUCAGUAGAUCCGUGGUUGGCAGGGUAGUGUUUCUUUUAUGGGAAUUUCUCAUGGGAACCAAUUUUUUAAACACUCAGAGUUUGUGAAGUGAAAUAAAACAUUUUAACUGUGGAAAAAGGCCCUGGUAAGUAUAAACUGAUUUUCUAAAAAGUGACGAGAUGUUCAUUUUUUUUCCUUUUAUUUUUUGCAAGAAUUCUUAAUUCAUCAGACAUUCAAAGUUAAUCUAGAACCUAGAUUUAACCCAAGAUAGAAGAUACUAAAAUUUUUUUUUUUAGAUAUUUAAAAGGAAAAGUCAAUCACCCACCUAACAGAAGCUGUUACAAUUUAGGGUACAUUUUUUCCAUGAAAAGCUAUAUGCAAUUCCAAAGAAAAUGAUAUAGUGACAAUAUUAAUCUUGUGAUUACAGAUACUGAAAUAGCUAACCCUAUAUCUAUUCAUUAAUAUGCUUUUUAACCAAUCCACUGCUUCUGCCAUUCAUAAAAUAGUAUUUAGUUUUACAAUCAUAAUUAUGUUCUGAAAUGGUCUUCUGAAAGUGGAAAGUCAAAAAUCACACUACAUAAACAGCAUACAUGAUCUUCCAAAAACAGUAUUAAAUAAUGAAGAACAUCAGUAUUUUAGUCCUGCUUUGGUGUUAGAGCACUUGCUUUGUUCAGAAAUAGCAUAGCAUAGUUGAUUCUGCAACCUAUACAAAAUGUCAUUGAAAGGUGAAACAAAAACUGUAAAUAUCAAACCAUGAUUAAGAUACAUUGUGAGGUAAUAUUUAUCAUACGUAGUACCGGUUUAGAGAUUUAAGAACAACCCAUUUUGGAAUUCCGCUAAGAAACAAGGUCUGAACAUAAAUUCUGUAAGCACUACUGUCCUCUUGGCCCACUUACAGUAAUUAGUCAGGAGUAACAUUUUUCAUAAUCUCAAGUAUGUGGUAAACUAUAUAAAAAAAAGCUGAAGGUGGGGUAGACAGAUGAAUCAAAGAUUCCACGUUCUUUUCUGUACAUUUGAAGUGGGUUUUUUGCCAUCCUGCCAAUAAAAGUCUACUUUUGAUGCA